Glarea lozoyensis ATCC 20868 is the source of this 801-nucleotide messenger RNA. RefSeq lists its product as uncharacterized. The coding region runs from base 1 to 801 and encodes 266 amino acids. The record is from RefSeq and is a predicted model, not a curated record. Lineage: Eukaryota; Fungi; Ascomycota; Leotiomycetes; Helotiales; Helotiaceae. The transcript is spliced from 2 exons.
AUGCCUUCAUUAAGAAACGUCCUCAAGGGACUUGCUCUCUCCAGCUUCAUCGUCUUCUCAACGGCUGCGCCAGUAAAAGAAGGAGAUGCCUGUGGACCAGUUUCUCCUCCAACUCCUCCAACCCCACCUACUACUGCACCUAUCAAGGUUACAAGUAGCUCGUCAGUACCAUCGAAAACAGCAAGCUCGUCCACCACGACACCAACAGCAUCUGCCGUUCCAAGAAUCCCAGCGAGUGGAGCGAUCCCAGAUCUGAACGGCACCACUCUUGCUCUCUCAUACGUAGUCAUUGGCCGGGGUAUUCAGAACUACACAUGUAGCAAAGCCGGAUCAGUAGGAGCCGCCAUUGGAGCCAUCGCAACCCUCUACGAUGCCACCUCAUUAGCCUACUCCAACGAGAAGAUGCUCCACACUCUUCCUGCCCUCGCUGUCAACAUGCCAGAAGACAAAGCCGGAAAAUACAGAACAGCUGCUAAGGCGCUCGACCUUAAACCAAUUGGCCACCACUACUUCGACUUCAACGGAACACCCGUCUUCGACCUCAAUGUCGAGUCCAAGAUUCUCUUUGCCGCCAAGAAAGAAAACGUCAACGCCCCAGCGAACGCCGAUAAGGGACCCAUGGGAACUGGUGCGGUACAGUGGCUUAAGUUGGAAAACAAAGUCCCAUACUCAUUUGGAACAAGCGUGGGACUCGGAGCUGUCUACCGUAUUGAAACCGCUGGUGGAGUGUCAACACUUUGCACCGCAGACAGUGGAGUUAUUUCCGUUCCAUACGCCGCAGAGUACUGGUUCUACAGCUAG